This is a messenger RNA of Penaeus vannamei (Pacific white shrimp), 475 nucleotides long. NCBI's taxonomy places the organism in Eukaryota, Metazoa, Arthropoda, Malacostraca, Decapoda, Penaeidae. The record is from RefSeq and is a predicted model, not a curated record.
UUCUCGUUUGGGUUUGGAGCUGAGUCUCUCGCGUGCAAAACCCUCAACAUGAAGCUGUUGUCGAUGGUUCUGGCCCUCUUAGUGGCCCUGGCAGGCUUGGUGACCCUGAGCAGUGCCAUGCCUGAGCCUGACCCCGUGGCUGACCCUGACGCCGUGGCUGACCCCGAUCCCUUCAAAUACAAAGGCGGCGGUGGAUACUACGGAGGAGGUUUCCGAGGGGGGCAUGGAGGUUUCGGCGGAGGUUAUGGAGGUUUCCGAGGGGGAUAUGGAGGCUACAAGGGUCAUGGGGGCUACGGGGGUUUCCGAGGAGGCUACGGAGGCUACGGAGGUUUCGGAUACUUCGGCAAGAAGAAGUUCGGGUAAAGCCUCUGCUGUCUCUGCUGCCUGACGCUCGGGCUUCCCUCUCAGACGACACCAAAGUCUGGAAUUCAUAUCGGCUGUAUCUUUGAUCCGGAAAAUAAAUCAGACGAACUAA